GUCUUUAAAGGACAGACAUAUCGUUAAACCUCAUCUCCUUCAAUCGAUUUCUCAACAAUUCAGAAUGUCGUCACCAGUCGUACUAUAUGACAUCCCCAGCAAGCAAGGCACCGCAUGGUCGCUGAAUCCUUGGAAGACUCGCAUGAUUCUGAACUUCAAGGGCGUCGACUACAAGACUGAAUGGAUCGAAUAUCCUAACCUCGCACCGACUCUCAAGUCCUUCGGCCUACCCCCGAAUGACAAGGACGCGCCAGGCUACUUCACAGACUACAGCAGCCCUGCCAUCCGUUACGCCGAUGGGACGUUCGGGAUGGACUCGUGGCCUAUUGCGCACCAGCUCGAAAAACACUACCCAAGUCCUUCUCUCUAUCUCGACGAUCCAGUCGUGGUGCAAAUUCGGGACCACGUCUUCAAAUUGAUGGGUCCGCUAGUCCCACAUUUGAUUCCCAAGGUGCCAUUGAUCCUGUCCGAGACAUCUGCUACGUACUUUUAUGAGACCCGAGAGAAAGCAUUUGGCGCGCCGCUGCAGGAGAUAGAGCGGACAAAGGCGACUGAGCAGUGUUGGGAGGACGCGAAGGCACCGGCGAAGGAAGCGGGGGACCUCCUGAGGAAGAACGAUGGACCCUUCUUUCUGGGAGAGACUGUCUCGUAUGCCGACUUCAUCCUCGUGGGGCUAUUUCAAAUGGUCAGCCGAAUCAACGGUGACAUAUUUCCAAGGUUUCUAGCACUUGACCCUGCCUUUCCAAAGCUCUAUGAGGCGUCUAAACAGUGGCUGGAGAAGGAUGACUAGGUCACCUUAGUUGAGCGGGCUUGUCCUGUAAAAUCAGGCGUAGCCGCAAUCUAAAAACAUCAGCAGUACUUACAUGGUUUCCAUGAUAUUUCGCGUCUUCCACAAUUCGUAUAGAUCUUUGCAAUGCCACGCGACUCAACUAGAUUCG
This is a messenger RNA of Cucurbitaria berberidis CBS 394.84, 938 nucleotides long. RefSeq lists its product as uncharacterized. The transcript is spliced from 4 exons. The record is from RefSeq and is a predicted model, not a curated record. Lineage: Eukaryota; Fungi; Ascomycota; Dothideomycetes; Pleosporales; Cucurbitariaceae. The coding region runs from base 65 to 790 and encodes 241 amino acids.